UACACAUCGCAAAGCAACCUGGGAAAAAAGAUUGUUGUAAACAUGGCGGCCGCUAUGGGCAGACUUCUGUCCUUCAAUAGGAAUGCUAAAGUGCUCGUUUCGUCUUUGAGGUUUACUGCUGUGCCAGUACGUCGUUACGGUUUAGAGGUGUCUGGUACCGGAGAGGCUAUCACUCACACCGGACAGGUGUUUGAUGAAAGCGACCCAAGGAGAGCCAGGUUCGUCGGUAGAAAGAAAGAGGUCAAUGAAAACUUUGCCAUUAAGCUAGUGGCCGAAGAGCCCAUCACGGAUGCUGAGGCCCGUAUUGUCUCCUGUGAUGGAGGUGGAGGAGCUCUUGGACAUCCCAAAGUCUACAUCAACUUGGUGUUUGAUGAAAGCGACCCAAGGAGAGCCAGGUUCGUCGGUAGAAAGAAAGAGGUGAAUGAGAACUUUGCCAUUAAGCUAGUGGCUGAAGAGCCCGUCACGGAUGCCGAGGCCCGUAUUGUGUCCUGUGAUGGAGGUGGAGGAGCUCUUGGACAUCCCAAAGUCUACAUCAACUUGGAUAAAGACACAAAAGUGGGCACGUGUGGCUACUGUGGGCUGCAGUUCAAGCAGAAGCAUCAUCACUGAAACAUUUCCUCUGUCUCUGCUUCUCUGUAUAAAUAGCCAUAUUGGUUAAUAAAUUAUGUCUGCUUGGGA
Messenger RNA from Menidia menidia (Atlantic silverside), 678 nucleotides. Lineage: Eukaryota; Metazoa; Chordata; Actinopteri; Atheriniformes; Atherinopsidae. The record is from the annotation of a GenBank genome assembly.